UCGGCUGGGUGGGUGACUCAAUCGGCUGUGAAUUGAAGAGGAUCUUCCACCUCGGCGGAUUGCUCCGCAGCCAUGCUCAGGACCUGGGCUGUCCUGCCUCUGGCACUGUGCAAGAGCUAUAUGCAUAAUUCCAUCUAAUUAUCACAACAGACAUAAGGAAAACCUAUUUCCACUGUACAGAUAAAGAAGAUGAAAGGCUGGAGGUGUGAUUCAGCUGGUAUUAGCAUUUGCCCAUUACUUACCUUUCUGGCUGGAUCUUUGUCAAGUGUCACUGCCCUAGUGACUGAUAUCAGAUCUGAUAUGUUGGAAUUGAGAACGAAUGUUACUAAAACUGAGACUCAGUGCCCAGAAGGCCAGUAUCGUGGGGGCCAAUUCUGCUGUCUGCCAUGUCCACCUGGCAAACGAAAAGAUGCUGACUGCUUAAACAAUGGGGAGAAGUCAAUCUGUGUGCCCUGCAAAGAAGGGGAGGAAUACACAGACAAAGAUAAUUAUUCUCCCAAAUGUAGAAGAUGUGGAUUUUGUGAUGAAGGGCAUGGAUUAGAAGUGGAAACAAAAUGUACCCUGACCCAGAAUACCAAGUGCAGAUGUAAAACAAACUUUUAUUGUAACACUUCUCUGUGUGAACACUGUGACCCCUGCAUCACGUGUGAAUACGGAAUCAUUGAGGAAUGCACACCAACCAGCAAUACCAAAUGCAAGACAGAAAGUUCCAGAUAUAACCAUCUGUGGUGGUUGCUCUUAGUCCCGAUUUCAAUAGUUUUGGGGAUACUUAUAAAGCGCAAGUAUCAAAAUUGUGGACACAAUGAUGAGUCUCCACCCUCAAAUCCUGAAACAGUGCCAAUGAAUUUGCCAGAUGUUGACUUGAGUAAAUAUAUCAUAAGCAUUGCUGAACAAAUGAGAAUAAAUGAAGUUAGGGAAUUUGUCCGGAAGAAUGGUAUCAGUGAAGCCAAAAUGGAUGAGAUCAAGAAUGAUAAUCCCCAAGAUACAGCUGAGCAGAAAGUCCAGCUGCUUCGUAAUUGGUAUCAAUAUCAUGGGAAGAAGGAUGCCUACAAAACCUUAAUUAUAAAUCUCAGAAAAGCCAAUCUUUGUGCUCUUGCAGAGAAAAUUCAAGAAGUAGUCCAGAAGGACUUUGAAAAAUCAACUUCAGACCUCAAAAAUGAAAAUGAAAGACAAAGUUUGGUCUAGAGUAAAACUAACUCGGUUCUGACUAUGUAUAGUCAACAAAUACAGCAAUGAAUAUGCAAAAGUUUUUAAUAGCUGAAGGCUGUAAAUAUUUCUUGGCUUUUUACUUGGUACAUUUUAUUUGUUCAUUUGUUAGAUUUGUAAAAUUCAUAUAUUUAUAAAUUUUCAGGAUCUUAUGAUUGUGCCUUCAAGAAUGUUUAAAAUCCAGGUGGUAAAGUCAGGCAUGAUCAAGAACAAAUGCAAUUUCAUGUUAAGCCCCCAAAAAGAAGUGUAUGCAAAGGGGAAAAGUUUAGGAUUACACUCUACUUUCUAAGAUGAUCCUAUAGGUAUGAAUAUAAUUAGUGUGUGUCAAUCCCUAGGCUGACCCCAUUCCAUGAGUCAUAGAAGCUGUGACAUUUUGUUACAAUGCUAUAGUCACCAGAAAGGCCGCUUUACUUCUACAUUACCUCCUCAAUGGUUACCACUCUGAAAGGAGCACAUUCAGGCAAAGCUGGCAUAUAUAUUUCAGUGUGGAAUUUAAUAAAGUGCUACCUCAAAGAUUGUUGCACAUAUCACUGGCAUUUUAUUGUGCAAUACUUCAUUAUGAAAUUGCAUGGAAAAUGCAGGUAGAAUUAUAAUGCUUGAAAACUUGCUAUUUAUAUGCCAUUUUCCUGAAUCAAAAUAUUCUACUUCUUUCUCAGGUACCACAAGCGUUUUGAGCAGGAGAAUAUUACUACAGCUUUACUACCCCUCCAUUUUUUCCUUGUAUUCAUCUUGAUACAGCUUCAUGCACUGCUAAACCUGGAAGGAUUGCUAAAGAAAUUCUUAAUGAUCUCAUAAAAAUCAUGACUACUCUUAGAAAUGCUAGCCUCAUCCUGAGAGACUAAACUAGUCUUAUAGGAGGUAGUUUAUGGCAUAUCAGGAACCCAUGCCUGUUCCCACUCUACAGAAUAUUCAAUAACUUCCUAUGUGUUCUCUCCCUAUGGUUGCAAAUGGCUGCUUAUACCUCACAAAGGCAAAAUCACCAUCAGGUUUUAGGAACUGUUCUUGUUACUCUCUUCAGGUUCUUAGACAAAUGAACUCUUCUGCCUACCACUACUUUGUUGUUUUUACAUUCAAAAUUCCCUGAAAGUUUGUGUUAAAUGUGAAUUUUAAUAUGUACUGUUUGUAUUUAUAUUGAUGUAUAGUGAACUGAAGAUAGUUAUAAACUGAAGUAGAUUCUUGAAAACUGCCUAAAGAGCUUCUAUGGAUGGAGGAUUAUUUUUCCCCUGUGUUUAGAAAUAUAAAAUAUAGGUAAGGUAUUUAAUCAACAUUUUUGGUAAUUCUAGUUAUCUCUUUUUUGGUGGGGCAUUGCUUUUUGUUUUAGUUUUACUUUCUCUCUACUACUACUACUACUAAAUGUAGACUAUUUACAGUAUCUAUAAAGCCUUUUCUUUGAUCUCUUAGAAGGUAGUUCCUUUAUAAAAUAGUUAAAUAAUUCUUACUAGUUAAAUUUUUCUUUCCAUAGAUUGUUACUGCCAAGAAUACCUCUUCCAAAUAGCACAUGUUAUUUGUUAGACAGAAUUGUAUUCAAAACACUGAAAUGUGAGUAAAGGGGUAGGUUUCAAGGGGUAGGUUUUGUUGGUAAUUUGGAGGAUUUGAAAUGGUCCAUUCUAACUACUUAGUGACCACUAGAUUCUUUCUUUCUUCUCUCUCUCUCUCUAAAUGUAUUUAUUCCUUUGUUUUUCUUAUUGGCAAAAACACAGAAGUCACACAAUA
Molecule: messenger RNA, 2919 nt
Organism: Castor canadensis (American beaver)
Lineage: Eukaryota; Metazoa; Chordata; Mammalia; Rodentia; Castoridae
Gene: Fas
Product: Fas cell surface death receptor
Biological process (GO): regulation of stress-activated MAPK cascade; activation-induced cell death of T cells; immune response
Cellular component (GO): membrane raft; external side of plasma membrane; CD95 death-inducing signaling complex
Molecular function (GO): tumor necrosis factor receptor activity; protein binding
Source: RefSeq, a predicted model, not a curated record